Falco peregrinus (peregrine falcon) is the source of this 2613-nucleotide messenger RNA. RefSeq names its product polypyrimidine tract binding protein 3 (gene PTBP3). Gene Ontology annotation, cellular component: nucleus. The coding region runs from base 45 to 1607 and encodes 520 amino acids. The record is from RefSeq and is a predicted model, not a curated record. Gene Ontology annotation, molecular function: mRNA binding. Gene Ontology annotation, biological process: mRNA processing; regulation of RNA splicing. The transcript is spliced from 13 exons. NCBI's taxonomy places the organism in Eukaryota, Metazoa, Chordata, Aves, Falconiformes, Falconidae.
GUGGCAAGCUUGGUUCUUCUGAAGUCAGUAAUAAGCCUUUUACCAUGGAGAAUUUUACUCCAGUUACAGAUAAUUGGAAUGAACAGGAGAACUUGGAACAAGACACAUCCUUAUGCUCCCCUUCGCGUGUCCUUCAUCUUCGUCAAAUUCCAGAUGAUGCUACUGAAGCAGAAAUAAUUUCAUUAGUUCUCCCUUUUGGCAUAGUAACCAACAUAUUGAUACUAAAAGGAAAAGGUCAGGCACUUUUGGAAAUGAGUUCUGUAGAAGCAGCUGUUAAUGUGGUGAGCUACUGUAAUACUGCUGUACUUUACCUCCGAAGCCAGCCUCUUUGUAUUCAGUACUCCAAUUACAAAAUGCUUAAGACUGACAAUGCACCUAAUCAGGCUAGAACCCAAGCUGCAUUGUGUGCUUUGACUGCUGUGCGCUCUGGAAGCCUGCUUUCAAGUUCUGUGAUUGUUAAAAAUGGGCUUCCUCCCAGUCAAGGUUCUGUUCUUCGAAUCGUUGUUGAAAAUGUUUUCUACCCUCUUACUUUAGACACACUGUAUCAGAUUUUCUCUGUAUACGGAUCUGUUUUGAAGAUUGUCAUGUUCAAUAAGGGUAAUAAAUUCCAAGCUUUGCUGCAGUAUGCUAAUCCAAUGGAAGCAUAUUAUGCCAAAAUGAUUCUGGAUGGCCACAGUGUCUAUGUUUCGUGCUGCACUCUGCGUAUUGAUUUCUCCAAGUUAUCUAACCUUAUUAUAAAGUACAACAAUAACAAAAGCAGAGAUUUCACUCGUUUUAGCCUUCCUCCUGGUGAUGCCCAGCCACCCCUGGAGCCCUCUGUAUCUGAUGCCUCUGGCAGCAAAAGAGUGGUCUUCCCACCAUACACAGGACCCGUUGUGUUUGCCCAAUCCACAGGCUAUGCUCAAGCUUCUGGUUUUCUGGUUCCAGGUAUUUCUGGAGUAUUUUGUUCUUUCUCAGUCAGCAGGUAUGCAGUGCCUGGACAGAUGAGUAUUCCUGGUGCUACUGCUUUUGCAACGAGUUCUGUUUUACUGGUCACAAACCUCAAUCCUGAAGCCAUCACACCAUAUGGACUUUUCAUCCUGUUUGGUAUGUAUGGUAAUGUGCAUCGUGUGAAGAUCAUGCUUAACAAAAGAGAUAAUGCUUUGGUUCAGAUGGCAGAUGCAACCCAGGCUCAACUAGCUAUCACCUAUUUGAAUGGGCAGAUGCUUUAUGGAAAGGUCCUCCAUGCUACUUUUUCAAAACAUCGGAGAAUUCAACUUCCUCAUGAGGGACAAGACGACCAAGGUCUGACAAAGGACUAUUUGCAUAGCCCUUUACACCGUUAUAAGAGACCUGGCUCUAAGAACUUCAAAAAUAUCUUUCCUCCAUCUGCCACCCUGCAUCUCUCCAACAUUCCGCCUUCUGUCACUCUUGAUUAUCUGAAGAGCCUUUUUGAAAGUACAGGAUCUACUGUGAAAGCCUUCAAAUUCUUACUGAGAGAUUCCAGAAUGGCUCUUAUCCAGCUGGACUCUGUGGAAGAAGCAAUUCACGCUCUCAUAGCGCUUCACAAUCAUGACCUUGGAGAAGACCAUCACCUACGAAUUUCCUUCUCAAAAUGGACAAUCUGACUUUUCUGUGAAAUUUCCUUUUGAGACUGUAUCACAAUGUUCAUAAAAUCUUGAAAUAAGACUUAAAAAGCUAUGAGGAGUUCUCUUAAAAGAAAAAGCUCAUUUUUACACAAAGAAUUAAGUGAUGAUCUUUUCUGAUUGUAGCUGCCAGUAUGUGAUCAGUUUAACAUUCAUCCAUAGAAAGAUUCUUGUGUAAAAUUGGUUUAGCAACAAUUUAUCAUCAAAUUUCCUAGUUAGUUAUUUUUUGAGAACAUCCUUUUUAGCUUUUGUUUGAAAACAGCUUUACAAAACAUUUGAGUGCCUUUACAAUAUAUCAGACAAAGAGUAUUUCUAAGAAAAUAGUAAAUCUAUUCUGCACAGAUUAAACACUAAUUUGAAUGGGAUACAGGGCUCAAGUUUCUUGAAGAAAAGCAAGCCCUGACUGUGUGUCCUCUAAACAGUAUUUAUGUCAUCAGUGUGGUGUGUUUAUACUUUGGCAAAUCUUUACAAAUAACUUUUUAAAAAAACAAAAAACCCAUGCUGUUCAUAUAGGUUAAAUUACUAGAGAAAAGGCAGUGCCUUCUCUCUGUGGAGUAGAAGAUAUUUGACAAGUUUCUUCAAGAUGUCGUAUUAAACAUUUUGGAGGAAGUAACACAAAAUAGUUGCGAUUUCAAAGAAUUUUGUGUGUUUCUUUUAAAGAAUAAAAUAUUUACAAUAUUCUGGAAAGUAAUUAGGUCUGUGAUGGUUUGACAAGUUUGUAAAAGGUUAUUUUCUUAAGGUCAUCUUUGGGGGCACAAAAAUUAAACCUCAAGAGUUUAUAGUGUCUAAUACCUGAAUUGCUGUGUAUUUAUUAUGUGCCUUACUAUGUGUUUAUGAUACUUCAGAAAAAACCUUAAGCUGUUGUAUCUUGAAAGAUAUAUUUUGGCCUUUGUGAAAAUAAUCUUGGUCUUUUUGGAAAUGUUUUCAUUGAUAUUUCAAAAAUAAUUCAGUCAUUAUGUAACACUGAAUUCUAGGCUCUUGUGCCUUG